AUGUCAACUGGCAAACACGACUUUCUUGUUCAAGUCCCCAUCGACCCAUCCACCCUCCAAGUCUGGGCCUCAAAUCGCAAUGCACACAUGGCGCACUUGAAGCCAUAUAUCCUCGACGGGACCAUUGUAUUUGGAGGACCAACAAUUGCCGCCCAUCCCAAGAGUUCCGAGGACACAACAGAAGUGCGCAGCAGCGUAUUGUUAUUCCAAGCAAAUAGCGAGGAGGAGGUUCGGGGAAUCAUAGAGAAGAAUCCAUUCGUGGAUGCUGGAGUUUGGGAUAUGGAGAAGGUUGUCAUCGCGCCGUUCAUGUGCGGAGUCAGGACUGCUAUGUGA
Molecule: messenger RNA, 333 nt
Organism: Penicillium vulpinum
Lineage: Eukaryota; Fungi; Ascomycota; Eurotiomycetes; Eurotiales; Aspergillaceae
Product: YciI family protein
Exons: 1
Coding region: 1-333 (110 amino acids)
Source: RefSeq, a predicted model, not a curated record